Melitaea cinxia (Glanville fritillary) is the source of this 1157-nucleotide messenger RNA. RefSeq lists its product as uncharacterized. The record is from RefSeq and is a predicted model, not a curated record. Bases 35 to 1120 code for a protein of 361 amino acids. NCBI's taxonomy places the organism in Eukaryota, Metazoa, Arthropoda, Insecta, Lepidoptera, Nymphalidae. The transcript is spliced from 6 exons.
AAAUUUGUUUUAUAUUAUACAUAUAUACCUAAUCAUGGCAAAAUCUAAGGCCAGCACUCCUCCAGUUCUCAAUGAUCUAUUGAUACAAAAUGUGAACACUUGGGGAAACGUCCACUACAACAUUCCUCUGCGACUAUCCAACACUGAAACCAGAACGGGGACGAGUAUUGCUCACCGUUACAUACCUGCUAUACCUCAUAGCUUGGACUGUAAAAUUAAUGAUCCACUGCCCGAGCGAGUGACAGGACGAGACAUGGUGGUAGAAAAGGAAUCAUACAAAACUACCACUGGAGAAUAUUGUGUUAAGCCAAAUCCAAAUAAAGCAAUGGAGAGAUCCGAUUGCGCUAUUAACUGUCGAAGAGUAAUAUUUAUGACUGGAGUUGAAAAAAAGUUACAAAGUAAAACCAUCGUACAACCAGUUAUGCUGUCCGAAAUGAAAGAAAAGUUUAGAGGCGUCUCUGCACCGCCUACUGCACCUCCGGAUAUUACUGUUAAGCCACCAGAUCCUGAAUAUAUUUUUGAUGUAGUUGCAGCUGGACGAAACGAAGCCCCUGUGAUUUUAAAUAGUGACGGUGGAUUUCGUAAACUACUUGAUCCUUACGUAUCAACAUACAGAUCAUGCCACAGGCCAUUUAAAAUAGAUGAGCAGUACGGAAUAGGGGCCAAGGAUCAAAUAACAUUUUAUUCUGAAUUUAAUUUACCUAAGGUUCGUGGUUUUGGUCCAAGGCAUAAAGAAAUAUGGAUGCCCUUGACUGCUAAAGUACACAGAGGUGUAUAUGACAGAAUUCACGUAAAGAAAGAAUACAAAGAAGUGGCAGCUUGUCAUAAUCCUGUUAAUAAUAUAAAAGGAGUUUUCGAAUCAGAAAUGAAAAAGAAGUACAAAGUGCCAUUUGCAUAUUCGUCGCUGGCUUCAUGGGACCACGGGGAAAUGUUCGACUUAGCUCCCUUUCCUCCCAAUCCUUAUCAAACAAAUAUUGCCCCUUUUAUGUAUUGUAGUGAUUACUGUCAUAUAACACAAGGUACAUCACCGUAUACUGUAAUCGAUCAACACAAACAUGACCGAACACCUCAUAAAAAAUGUGUUAGAAAUUUUAUUGUGUCCAGAGAUUUUGUACCGUGAAUUAUUUUUUCAUUAAUAAAAAAAUAUUAUUUUUAAA